Polychytrium aggregatum is the source of this 829-nucleotide messenger RNA. RefSeq names its product P-loop containing nucleoside triphosphate hydrolase protein. NCBI's taxonomy places the organism in Eukaryota, Fungi, Chytridiomycota, Chytridiomycetes, Polychytriales. The record is from RefSeq and is a predicted model, not a curated record. The coding region runs from base 34 to 687 and encodes 217 amino acids. The transcript is spliced from 5 exons. Gene Ontology annotation, molecular function: GTP binding; GTPase activity.
CCCGCAGCAUCAACCGCAUCCGCCAGCGCCGCGAUGGCCCCAAAGAGCUCUCCCACCGAUCCGGACGUCCGUGCGACAUUCAAGGUGCUGCUGAUCGGCGACUCAGGCACGGGCAAGUCGUCGCUGCUGCUCCGAUACACAGACGAUGUUUGGCUGCAGCCCGACGAAGUCCAGGCCACCAUCGGCGUCGACUUCAAAAUCAAGAUUGCCGAUGUGGACGGCCGAAAGUACAAGCUGACCAUCUGGGAUACGGCCGGCCAAGAGCGCUUCCGCACUCUCACAUCAAGCUACUAUCGCGGUGCCCACGGCGUUAUGUUCGUGUACGAUGUCGCCAAUCGCCAGAGCUUUGAGAAUCUCCAGAUGUGGUUCGAGGAGCUCGAAACAUACUCAAACACAACCGAAAUUGUCAAGAUCAUCGUGGGAAACAAAUGCGACAGGGAUAUCGCUGGAGCUCGGCAGGUCACCAAGCGAGAAGCCGAAGCGUUUGCCCACAAGAUGAAGGCCCUAUUUGUCGAAGCUAGCGCCAAGAGCCGCAUCGGCAUCCACGACACUUUUGAUAUCCUGGUCCGCCAGAUUGCCGAAACUCCAUCGCUGUGGCAGAAAUCAAACACAGCACCAUCAGAGUCCCAAAUUGUCCAGCUCGACAACAAGCGAGGCGAAGACGACUACUAUUCCUACUGCUGUUGACAUUCCUCCAAGCGUCAAGUGGAAUACGGCCAUGCCCAAGGCUGUGCCUCCAUGGUGCUGCUCACAAGCCAACUGGGAGCACCCUACUUUGCAAGGCGUUGGCUGUUUUGGCUUCUGAAUACACCCUCAUUCGUUCUAUUGA